This is a messenger RNA of Dictyostelium purpureum, 213 nucleotides long. RefSeq lists its product as uncharacterized. The transcript has a single exon. Gene Ontology annotation, cellular component: cytoplasm. The annotation marks the transcript as partial. Lineage: Eukaryota; Evosea; Eumycetozoa; Dictyosteliales; Dictyosteliaceae. The record is from RefSeq and is a predicted model, not a curated record. Gene Ontology annotation, biological process: protein folding.
GAACAAUUUUAUUCAAAAAUUAAACAAAAUGAUAGUUUUUGGACUUUAGAAGAUGGGAUGAUCCAUAUUACUUUACAGAAAAUGAAUAAGGCCGAAAUUUGGUUAGCUGCUCUUAAAGGUCAUUUAAAUCAAAAUGAAGCUUUAUUAAACGAAGAAGAUAAAAAGAAAAUUAUGUUGGAAAAAUUUCAAGAAGAGAAUUCAGGUUUUGACUAA